This is a messenger RNA of Tuber aestivum (summer truffle), 2541 nucleotides long. Lineage: Eukaryota; Fungi; Ascomycota; Pezizomycetes; Pezizales; Tuberaceae. The record is from the annotation of a GenBank genome assembly.
AGGGUAUUCCGGGAGGAGCUACGCAGAUGGAAUUCCCUCUUCGCCUUCACCAGCAUCAAGUUCAACCACGACAAUCGAACGGGUGAGAUUGGAGGUACCUUCCAACUCUUUCAGGUGCAUGGGGCGCUUUAUCAUAGGCAGGCACCGCUGGUACCUGGUAGGGAUCUGGAAGCCAACUUCUCCCAGAUGUACCUCUAUGAUCCUGCAUUCGCGGUGCAGUUGAGAUCACGCCGUGCACCUGAACUGAACCCUGAUCUCAUCCAUUCCUUGACCUUGAUGCUGCAGGAGUCCAAUCCCUUAAUCCAAUAUUACCUUACGGCCAGUGAGCUGUUUGCAACACUUGCACAUUCGGAGGACAACUUCAGAAUUCUCCUUAAUUCUCAACUUCGUCUGGUUGAGGAGAGAGGAGCCGAUCCAAGACGCGAGAACCUACCAACAGCAGAUGAAGUCGCUAUGAUUCUGCCUGAGGAAUACGAAAGCGGGGGCUUCAGAGAUAUUGUCCUGGCGAGGAGUAUGAAUGGAGAAGAUGGGCCCAACUCAUGGUCACUCAUCAACCCCAAUCAUCCCUCCUACCGUCCCCGCCACUACGUUCUCCUCUUUCCAUACGGAGAACCCGGAUGGCAUUGGGGAAGGUCACGCAAUAAUAGAGAGGGUGAACGUCCGGACAAGAGCCUCCACCAGCGGGCUUUCUACAGGUACAGGUUGCAUACCAGACUCGAUGAGCCGACCACUCUCUUCCGGGUGCAGAGGCUAUUUCAGCAGUUUGUGGUGGAUGCUUGGGCUGUGUGCGAUCAGAACAAACUUGCUUGGCUCCGUUCCCACCAGAAGGAACUCCGUGCAGAUCUCUACAAUGGUCUUGCCGAUGUUCUGGAUGAUGGGGAUGUUGAUCUCGCGCAGGUGGGAAGGAGGGUGGUUCUACCGUCCAGUUAUGUGGGAGGUGACAGGUUUAUGCAGAAGCUGUACCAAGACAGCAUACCGAUUGUGCGCCGCUUUGGCAAGCCGUCACUAUUCAUAACCUUCACCGCUAACCCCAAGUGGGGGGAGAUUGAGCGUGAGCUGCUACCACUACAAACCGCAGCUGAUCGACCCGACCUCGUAGCUCGCGUCUUCAAUCUCCAGGUACGAGAGCUCCUGUACCAAAUCCGCCAUGACGAAAUCUUUGGUCCUUGGCUUGGCGGUGUUUGGACGAUCGAGUACCAGAAGCGGGGACUUCCACAUUUGCACCUCCUGGUGUUUCUCAAGACGGAUCACCAGUUCCUGACACCAGCCAAUAUUGAUAGGUUCAUCAGUGCUGAAAUUCCCUGUGGCGGUGAUCCAACAAGUCAGGAAUUGAGGGGUAUCAUCCAGUCAACGAUGGUACACUCUCACUGUGCUGGAGGGAAUGGGUAGGCUGCCUGCAUGCAGGGCCUGGAUCCAUUAUCCAAUCUGCCCUGCCGCAAGGGCUAUCCACGUCCAUUUCAGGAGGAGACCAUCAUCACUGCGGAUGGCUAUCCCACCUACCGGAGGAGGGAUACAGGGCAGUCCUUCACAGUGGCGGUCCGGAGAAGGGGUGGAGAUGUUACAGCUGUCAUGGACAAUCGGAGGAUAGUACCCUACAGUCCCUACCUCUCACUCCGCUACAAGGCACACAUCAAUGUGGAGGUGUGCGGGUCAGUCAAGGCUGUCAAGUACAUUCAUAAGUACAUUUACAAGGGCGGAGAUUGUGCCACUGCUGUUCUGGAGACCGAAAACGAUGAAAUCAAACAGUAUCUUCACGGACGGUAUAUAGGUCCCACGGAGGCAGUGUGGCGGCUGUUUGAAUUCAAAACCCAUGAACAGCAGCCAGCCGUGCAGCAACUCGCCCUACACCUUCCAGGCCACCAGCCAGUCUACUUCUCAGAGGGAGUAGAUCCAGCCAACAUUCGCCGGGAUAUGGAGGCUAGACUCUCAACCCUGAUGGCAUACUUUAAGUACAAUGCUGAGAACGAAGACGGAAGGCAGUACUUGUACCAUGAAUUCCCAGAGCACUACGUCUACACUAGGGAAAGGGUAUGGAAGCCCCGGAGCCAGCGGUUUGCGAUCGGCCGCAUGUACUCUGCCAACCCUCUCAUGGGUGAGCGGUACUACCUCCGCCUGCUCCUGACGGUAGUACGUGGUGCUAGAAGCUUUGAGGACCUGCGGACGGUGGAUGAGGUAAUCCAUCCAACCUUCAAGGGUGCUUGUAGGGCACUACGGCUCUUGGAGGAUGAUGGGGAGUGGGUAUCACUGUUCCGUGAUAGUCGGGAGUUCAUGACUGGCAGGGCAUUGCGAUAUCUCUUUGCGCUUGCCCUGCAACACACCACCAUCACGGACCCACUCAGGAUCUGGGAGGAGUUUGGGGAGAGUUUCUGCGAUGACCUCCGGAACCUGCUCGUGACAGGUAGGGUUGUGGUACCGGCUGGUGGGAUGGGUAUGGGGGCAGGCCUGGAGCUCGACUAUGGGCUCUACCAUAUUCAGGAACUCAUCACUGAAUAUAGUAAGCACAUGGCGGAUUUCGGCCUGCCACAGCCGGUAUUGGACUGG